Molecule: messenger RNA, 2321 nt
Organism: Somion occarium
Lineage: Eukaryota; Fungi; Basidiomycota; Agaricomycetes; Polyporales; Cerrenaceae
Source: the annotation of a GenBank genome assembly
GCCGGAUUGAGGUGACCACAUUAACGUACGCAUGCGGGGGAUGCCGGUGGCUGCACGUUCGUCUAGACUGUAGUCAUUUGGCACAAGGCGUCCGCAAGGCUCCCGAGGUUCUGCCUUACUUAUACCACACCCUGAGUAAAACAACUUCCGUCUUUCCUGCUUUCGCGUGUACCACGCUGCCUUCAUGGCCUUUCCUACGAACGUAGACGCAGACCCGGAUCCUACAACACAGAUUCCUUGGCCAUCUAGGAACGGGAAACAUGUCCGUGUUCAAAGCCCAAAGGACAGGACUCCUGUCGGUGCCAAUGGCAAUGGCACCACCCAGCCAGUUCCUAGGAAACCCGUAGGCAAACAUAUCGAUCCAUGUCGGCCGCGAAUGUCCAAUAUGGAUCUUGUGAAACUGAGUAUAUCCAUGGCUGGUGCACAAGUUGCUUGGACAGUUGAAUUAGGAUAUGGAACACCGUUCCUGCUUUCUCUGGGAUUGUCUGAACAGUUAACAAGUCUCGUAUGGCUUGCGGGGCCCAUUAGUGGACUGGUUGCACAGCCUCUGAUUGGUGCGAUAUCAGAUGUGUCGACCUCGAAGUAUCGAAGACGGUACUGGGUUGUCCUGUCAACCGUUGCCCUUGUUGUCUCUACCCUGUCCUUGGCGUACUGUAAGGAAAUUGCAUCACUCUUUGUCGACAUCGUAGGUGCUGGGGAAGGCAGUUGGGAUCCAGUGCGACAGAAGGGCGUCAAGAACACGGCCAUUGGUCUUGCCAUAGUUUCAUUUUAUCUUCUAGAUUUCGCUUUGAAUGCCCUUCAAGCGUCGUUACGUAACCUCUUGUUGGACGUCACUCCGCCUGAACAACUGAACGCCGGAAAUGCAUGGCACAGUCGAAUGUCCAACGCCGGUAAUAUUAUCGGCUAUGGAUUCGGUUUCUUGCCUUUGGCACAGCUACCACUGAUAAAUCUGCUUGGUGGUGGUCAAUUCCGCAAGUUCUGUGUGGUCGCCAUGGGUAUUCUUGUGUUAACCGUCCUGAUUACUUGCUGGACACAAGAAGAGAAAGCUCACGAGUCUCGACGAGUUGAACGAGAGAGCAAGAUUAUGGACGUGAUCAAGAAUAUAUACAUUGCUGUUACGAAACUCCCGAAACCGAUUCGGCGAGUCUGCUUAGUGCAAGUGUUUGCAUUCAUGGGAUGGUUCCCGUUCUUGUUCUACUCAACGACAUACAUUGGACAAGUCAUGGCAUACGAACAAGGACGCGAUCCUAAUCAUGACACGGCUACCAGGAUUGGUGAACUCGCUAUGUUGAUCUAUAGUAUAGUUGCUGUCAUUGCUGGCGUUUUGCUUCCACAUCUUUCCGAACGAGACACCCGUCUUUUGGCUCAUGAAGGUGAUAUAGACGAAGAUGCGGAGUUGACUCGCCUGAAGCAACUCGUUCGCGAGUGGAAGGCAGAGGCGGUAAGGAAAGGCGAACCACUGCGGUUACCUUUCAUGCCGUUCUUCCUCAGAAACAUCUGGACCGGCGCGUUGCUGCUAUUCACACUGAUUACAUUGUCGACCUUCUUUAUCACCAAAGUUUGGCAGGCCAUCGUUGCUGUCAGUCUUGUCGGCGUAUGUUGGGCCGUUGCAUGCUGGGUUCCUUUCGCGAUAAUCAUGGAGUUUUUGAAAGAACGUGAACACGAAGGGCCUGCCAAUGCCGAAGCAAUCGCUCGAGCUUGGGCUCGACGACCUUCACAUAGUCGUACACAGUCAACCCCAACUAUUCGUCCGGUCAUCUUCCCCGACGAGCGCGCACCGUUGCUUCGUCGACGAUCGUUCAACGAGUAUGAUGCCGACAUGUAUUCUAACGAUCAUGAACCGGUGGCUGGAGGAACCAUCCUUGGUAUCCACAACUUAGCGAUCGUGUUCCCUCAGUUCAUAGUUGCCGUUGUGUCAAGUGCUAUCUUCAAGCUUGUGGACGCUGAGAUUGAUAACGACCCUUCCAAACAUACAACGUACUAUGGCAAGAACGGUGUCGCUUGGGUCCUGCGGUUUGGUGGCAUUUGCACAUUGGCCGGCGCUAUGUUUGCUCGUAUGGUUCCUCCUACCAAGACAGAGAAGGAGAUGAGACGACGUCUCGCUGAGCUGAGGGUCCUCAAGGAAGAGACCUAGCCAUAGAUUUUACGAUGUUCUUUUUCAUCUAGGUUGUAAGAAUAAGUGUAUCAUCGGAUCGGAUCUGGACUAUUGCACAUCUAAGUACCUUGUACUUUACUACACAUCGAUCGCUGUCAUUUUUGUCGCUAUAUCGCAAUUCUAUUCGCUAAUAAGGCAGAUGGCGUAGUCCCAGUUGUCUGAGCAU